Messenger RNA from Nematostella vectensis (starlet sea anemone), 3458 nucleotides. RefSeq names its product putative glycosyl hydrolase ecdE. The record is from RefSeq and is a predicted model, not a curated record. Bases 2129 to 2893 code for a protein of 254 amino acids. NCBI's taxonomy places the organism in Eukaryota, Metazoa, Cnidaria, Anthozoa, Actiniaria, Edwardsiidae. The transcript has 3 exons.
UAUGCAAUAUUAUAUUGAAAACUAUGCUUAUAGACAGUUUGUGUUCAUUUCCUUAGAAUUUAAGUCUCCCACAUGUACCAAAGGCUCAUAAGUCAAUAUUAGAAUUAGACUGAAGUUCAUUGUUUCCGGGCCAGAGAGCUAUUGAAAAGCUCUUACUGUGACAGUGCCCCUUUAACCGGCUAGUUAAUGGUGCACGUGGAUGUGUGUGGUCUUUACUUUUUCAUGAAUACCAAGGUUCGUUCACAGGUAAAAAGCACAUUUUUUUCCAGUUAUUUUUUAUUUCUUUUUCCUAUUUUUACUGGACCAACCUCCAAUUCCUGGUAAGACUUCUCAGGCUGUGAUUACAGUACGCCAUAUUGGAAUUUGAAACCUCACCGGAGACGCCUUGCAUUUGUGAAGUUGAAAAGGCAAGAUUGACAGUUUCAUUACUGGAAAUGCAAACAAAGCUGUGCCAUCUAUAAUAUCGCUGUUGUAUUUCGUCGGGUAGGAGCAAAAGGACGAAGGGCUAACGCUCAAUACAUCAGCGCAACCACUCUGUUUCUCAGAGGCGUUUAACAUACCGUUUCAACCUUGUGUUGAUUUAUACCUUACCAUAAUAUGAAACAUAUUUUAAGUUUCAGCUCUAAACCCUCAAAGUGCUUGUAAAUCUCUGGUGCGAUCCAAUUUAGAAUGUGCCAAUGUUGCACAUGUGUUCCUAUGCACAUGGACAUGACGGAAAAACAUGACUUAACGCUUCAAAUAAGCUCAUUUCAGAUCUAAUAAGGCAGAAAAUUUCUCUAAGUACUAAGUGAGUAAUAGCAAACAAAGUAUCAAACGCGACUUUUUUUAAAUUGAUGCGACUUUUUUUAAAGUGACAUUGAAAUUUGAGCUUUUCGUCCCUGAGCUCAUACAAAGCGCAAAGGUGAUCAAGAAAAACAUAUCUUAAAAAGCAAAAAUCUGGGUAUGUGCAUUUCGGCCUCACGUUAUUUGUGUUUCAAAAAUCAGUCUGGAAUACAAGGAAUCGAUGGCCAUUGUAAGAAAUUGUGUCUUCUUUCUCUAUCUCGAAUUGCGAAUUUUCCAGGUUUUUCCGUCAUGUCAUGCACAUGUGUUCCUAUGUUGUUCCUAUGUGUUUCACAAGUGUGUUGGGGCUUCAGUACGCACCCCUUAUAUACUCCUAUGGCGGCAUCCUUUAGUUAGUACGACACUGACAGCCAUGGAAAGCUUUUAGGCUUAGCCAGUUGGCGUCCGAGGAACGAACCCCCCCCCCCCCCCCCAUGGGUGUGUCGGUUUGUUACCCUUGGGCUACCGUGACUUACCUAAUGUUUACAAUGUUGCUAAGGCUACCGAUGUCACACACUAACGUGUUACACUGCUAGUGCGCAUGGCAAUACACACGUGAUUAAUAUGGUUGGCAGAAUUCCAACCAUUUUUUCAGUCAAACUCUUAAAAUGCAGCUAAUUAGUAUAUAAUUUCUAGAUGCUAAAUAUAUCUUCACUACAUAUUUGACUAAUGUAUACCUGCGUGACAGAUGCCCGCUAACUUCACCGAGUUGCGAGCUGCCCGCUAACUUCACUCGGGUACAUUGUUCUCCAACAGCUGCUGUAGCUGCUAGUAGUAGUAUCUAUAAUGAUUUACCCAAUUAGAAAUACAAGCUAUAGUUUUAACUAGUAACUUGAAAGUUUAAUUAGGGCAAGCAAGUUCGAUGAUAACAAAGGCGAAUGAUGAUAAAAGAUGCGACGGAACUUACACGGAGAUUUUCCUCUCUGCUGGGAGACUUUUCGGGAAUGUUAAGGUAGCUUCUAUUUUCGCGUUGUUAAGGUAGCUUCUAUAAACAAACGACCGCAAAGAAUAUGCUUUUAGAAUUGACGUUAAUAAAUUAUACGGUUUUCCUUUUAUGCAUUUAAAGAACAACAUUGCACCAAAAUAGAAAGAUUAAUUAGUUAAGAGUUCAGAUGAAGGGUCGAGAAGUCAAGAACGACGGUAGACAACGUUGAUGAGGGUCUUAGAGGGAUUGCCUGCUUGAAGUCAAGAAGAAUUUUGCUUUCUGAUAACUAGCGAAAAUAUUGUUUAUAAGUCUUCCUACUGUGCUAUAUGUUAACAUCAAUUAUAAAAGAAGGGCAAUUAUAAAGGCAGUCAAACAGAGACUGCCAUGGAUCUAAAAAGGCAAGUUCUGCUUUUUCUGUUGGGAACCGUAUUUGUGAAGCAUGGUGUGACUGAGUUUUUCAUGAGAGACGGCGAUUGGACAUUUGGCCAGUUCCUGGAUGACGGAAGUAAGGCAUUUAGGAAAUCUGGAGCUGUUAUAUACAGUGCUUUGAUGGCAAAUCUCACUUCGUGUCUCUUUGAAUGCCUCUACCUGAACGGCUGCUUCGCCUUCAAUGCCGAGAAAAAAGAGAAAGACUUGACUUGCGAGUUCCUGAACUUCGGGAAAUCUGACUAUGCCAACUUUCUCGUGGACAACAGUACCUUUCAAAGUUAUCGGCUUAUGACCAAAUGCACAGACAACCCUUGCAAAAACGGCGGAGUGUGUUCCCCGCUCGAGAAUGGCGGAGAGCUGUUUAGCUGCACCUGCCCAGCAAGCCAUACGGGCGACGUGUGUCACUAUCUCCUCGAUACCCCAACUGGCACCCUCACCUCCCCUCCCUUCAAGUUCCUUGGCCCCACACUGUCCUUCAUGAUCGGAGGCGGCUGCGACGUGAACUACGAGCGAGCUGAGUUGUUGAUUGAUGGCGCUGUAGUUCACAAGUCUACCGGCAUAAAGAAGGCGGAUGGCUAUUGCCAAAGCGAGACCAUGGGAAAAGCAUCAUGGGAUGUCAGCGCAUACCUGGGCCGUACUGCGCAUGUGCGGUUGGUAGAUGCGUCUUCGGGAAACUGGGGUCACAUUAACUUCGAUCACGUGACCGAUUCCUGUCCUUAGAAAGGGUGACAUUAGCCUCGAUCACGUGACCGAUACCUGUUCUUAGAAAGGGUGACAUUAGCCUCGAUCACGUGACCGAUACCUGUCCUUAGAAAGGGUGACAUUAACUUCGAUCACGUGACCGAUACCUGUCCUUAGAAAGGGUGACAUUAGCCUCGAUCACGUGACCGAUACCUGUUCUUAGAAAGGGUGACAUUAACUUCGAUCACGUGACCGAUACCUGUCCUUAGAAAGGGUGACAUUAGCCUCGAUCACGUGACCGAAACCUGUCCUUAGAAAGGGUGACAUCAAUUUCGAUCACGUGACCGAUACCUAUCCUUAGAAAGGGUGACAUUAACUUCGAUCACGUGACCGAUACCUGUCCUUAGAAAGGUUGAAAUUAGAAGUCUCCCGUGAGCAACGGUUUACAACUCGUAAUAAGAGAAUGCUAGAAAAUGCUAGAAUGAAGAAUAUCACUAGGUGGACCGUUUUCGCCAAUUCAGGCGGUAUCCUAGAACGCACGCUUUCACCAUUUUCCACUGUACCUUAAAGCAAAUAAAAUAAAAUAAAGUAAAUCAAAUAAUUA